Messenger RNA from Phaeoacremonium minimum UCRPA7, 696 nucleotides. RefSeq names its product putative rrna processing protein rrp17 protein. Gene Ontology annotation, molecular function: RNA binding. The coding region runs from base 1 to 696 and encodes 231 amino acids. The transcript has 2 exons. Gene Ontology annotation, cellular component: nucleolus. The record is from RefSeq and is a predicted model, not a curated record. NCBI's taxonomy places the organism in Eukaryota, Fungi, Ascomycota, Sordariomycetes, Togniniales, Togniniaceae.
AUGGAGAGUGAGUUCCUCGAGCCAAUAUUCUCCCGACCCAGAGUCAAGAAGAGCGUCCUACCGCCCCUGCAGAAGAAGAGAAAGAAGGAUCAUGCGAUUGAGGAGAUAUCCUUCGACAACAGCGCCAGGGAGGAAUACCUUACCGGGUUUCACAAGCGCAAACUACAAAGGAAAAAAUAUGCCGAGGAACAGGCCGCGGAGAAGGCAAGACAAGAGAAGAUCGAGUUGAGGAAACAGAUCAGGGAUGAACGAAAGCAAGCUGUCGAGGAUCAUGUGAAGAAUGUCGAAGCCCUAUUGAAGGAGGCCCAAGUGGCUGGUAUGGGCUCUGACGCCGAGUCAAACAAUGAUGAAGGCGAGGAAGAAUGGGGUGGCUUUCAGGACGAGGCUCCUGCCUUGGAGCCUGUGGAUCAUGAAGAGGAAUACAUCGACGAAGAUCGUUAUACCACGGUCACAGUCGAGUCUGUGAUGGUCGACAGAGAUGGAUUACACAAACCCGAGCAAAUUGAAUCGGGUAACGAAGACGAGGAGGAAGAUGGCAAAGAAAAGGUCAGCAAAGACACAGAAUCAACGUCUGGAAAGGACCAAAAGAAGCAUCCUCCCAAGAAGAAGAAAAAGAAGUUUCGUUACGAAUCAAAAUUAGACAGGCAGGCGUCAGACAGGAAAAACAAGGCCAGGAAAGGAAGGCCACAGCGGUAG